AUGGAGCACUUAAAAUUUGUGUGCUCCGGCUCCGCUCACGCUCCGACCAGAAUAUGGUUGCUCCGAUUGCUCCAGCUCCGCUCCAAAGCCCUGGUUGUCGGUACGUUGAACUUGAACAAGAAGGACGUAACGGCCCGCCAUACGAGUAACAGUGCCAACAGGCUCUCCCUCAUACUAAAUAACUCCAUAUCUCCCUUUAAUUCUCCGCCCCCAAAAAAAGAUCCUGAGUAUGACGAUGACGACGCUAUCAACAACAACAAUAGAAGUAAUAGGAGCGACUACAUUAGCAGCAGCAGCAGCAAUAAUAAUAAUAAUAAUAAUUUGAAUAAUAUUCGUCAGCAUGAUGAUGAUGAUGAGGAUCGUUAUGUUAAAAAUGGUGUCUACGUGGUGAAUGGUUUUUCUGGAAAUUUAGGAGGUUCCGCUAAAAAAGUGAACAAGCCAUUGAAGUUUAUGUGCGAUGAUUCUCCGGAGAUUCCCAGGAAAGUUUUGGAAAAUGGAAAUUCCGCUGGUUUCCAUAUUAAUGGGGCUGGAAGUAUUAAGAAUGGUUACAUCAAGUGA
Messenger RNA from Helobdella robusta, 558 nucleotides. RefSeq lists its product as hypothetical. The transcript is spliced from 2 exons. Bases 1 to 558 code for a protein of 185 amino acids. Lineage: Eukaryota; Metazoa; Annelida; Clitellata; Rhynchobdellida; Glossiphoniidae. The record is from RefSeq and is a predicted model, not a curated record.